AGGUCUGAGUGAGGCGCAGUGCAGCGCUGGCCGCGGCCGGCAGGGGGCGGCAGCGGCAGGAAGAUGGCCUUAUUGGCGCUUCCGGUGGCGGAGCUUCCUUCUUUCUGUUUGUGCCCCGAGAAGAGACGCUGUGAGACAUGGCUCCUCGUAAAGGGAAGGAGAAGAAGGAGGAGCAGGUGAUCAGCCUGGGUCCUCAGGUGGCUGAGGGGGAGAACGUGUUCGGCGUCUGCCACAUCUUCGCCUCCUUCAACGACACCUUCGUCCACGUCACCGACCUCUCCGGGAAGGAGACCAUCUGCCGCGUGACGGGGGGGAUGAAGGUGAAGGCCGACAGGGACGAGUCGUCUCCGUACGCCGCCAUGUUGGCGGCGCAGGACGUGGCUCAGCGCUGCAAGGAGCUGGGCAUCACGGCGCUGCACAUCAAGCUGAGGGCCACCGGAGGCAACAGGACAAAGACUCCCGGACCCGGGGCCCAGUCGGCGCUGAGAGCUCUGGCUCGGUCCGGCAUGAAGAUCGGACGCAUCGAGGACGUCACUCCCAUCCCGUCGGACUCCACCAGGAGGAAGGGCGGCCGCCGCGGCCGACGUCUGUAGACCUGACCUUUCACAAUAAAAGCUUCAAGUUGAGACCAA
This is a messenger RNA of Fundulus heteroclitus (mummichog), 632 nucleotides long. RefSeq names its product ribosomal protein S14 (gene rps14). Gene Ontology annotation, biological process: ribosomal small subunit assembly; maturation of SSU-rRNA from tricistronic rRNA transcript (SSU-rRNA, 5.8S rRNA, LSU-rRNA); translation. Gene Ontology annotation, molecular function: small ribosomal subunit rRNA binding; mRNA 5'-UTR binding; structural constituent of ribosome. The coding region runs from base 138 to 593 and encodes 151 amino acids. NCBI's taxonomy places the organism in Eukaryota, Metazoa, Chordata, Actinopteri, Cyprinodontiformes, Fundulidae. The transcript is spliced from 5 exons. The record is from RefSeq and is a predicted model, not a curated record. Gene Ontology annotation, cellular component: ribosome; cytosolic small ribosomal subunit.